Molecule: messenger RNA, 6719 nt
Organism: Pocillopora meandrina
Lineage: Eukaryota; Metazoa; Cnidaria; Anthozoa; Scleractinia; Pocilloporidae
Source: the annotation of a GenBank genome assembly
AUGCCCUCAAUUGCUUUGGGGUAAGUUUACUUACAGAUGGGAUUUGUUUCUCAGUGCACUGAGUGCAACAAAUAAGUUAAAGGAAAAACAUGAUUCAAAUUAUUUCAUCAAAAAAAUUGUUGAAAAAAAUAUGCAGGUAUCUGAAAUUUCACAACCAUGUUACAUACUCCUGUCUUGAUUAACACAUGUAUCAACCAAAAAGAGCAUGCAUAGGUUCUCAGACUUGUCUAACAGCUAUAGAGACAGUAUUUUCUGUAAUUUUGAAGUUUGAAAACCCUUUUGAAAUAAGGAAAGGCACAAAACACAGUCACCUUUUGUUGAUUUUAUUUGAAGCCUUAAUGGUUCCAUUGAAAGUGUCCUUGUUGCUUGCAUAUUUUCCAGGUUCAGCCUGUUAUAAACAGAAUAUUAAGAUAGCAGCUUCUACCUGAUAAGUUUGAAUAUUCUCAUUACCUGUUUGCUGAAGAAUGUGUGGAUACUGUAGGGAGAAGUUUUAUGUUAAUCACUUAUGGGAGUUAAAGGGUUAACAGGGUUUUGUAAGUUUUGAAGUUGGAGGGAAGCUAUUAGAGACAAGGCAAGCAGGAAAUACUGUUGAUGUCUUCAUUUUCAAUUUGAAUGAAGUUGCCUUCCUGUAGGGUCUAUUAGUUUUUGCAAUGGGAGGGGCUCAAACUAGCACCUCUCUCGGUAAUGGAGCAUGGCAGGGUUUUCACAAUUUUUUUUUUUGAUUUUUCAAAUUAUCUCUUUCUUAUUGCAACAAAUUAAUAUUGAAUUUUAAAUGUUAAAUUAAUGUGAGGUUUUCAUAUGAUUGGUUUUACUGGGUACUCCUACAGGACAUGGAAAUCCAAGAAAGGUGAAGUAGGACAGGCAGUCAGGCUUGCUUUGCAGUAUGGGUACCGACAUAUUGAUUGUGCACAUGUUUAUCAAAAUGAAGACGAAAUAGGGGAAAGUCUUACUGAGGUGUUUAAAGAAGGAAAAGUGAAACGUGAAGAUAUCUUCAUUACAUCAAAGCUCUGGUAAAUAAUAACUUUCUAAACUUUCACUAUUUGUUCAAUGGGUGGAUUUCACUAUCGGCUGGAUAAAUCUUUAUCUGGUGGAUAGUGCAGUAUGUUUUGUAAACACUUAUCUGCUGGAUAACAAUUUAUCAGUCAGGUAGAAUUAUCCAUCCUUUGAACAACUGGGCUCUGAUGUUUAUUUCUGUUAUGCGCUGUAAGUAGCUGUAAUGUUUGGCAAGGCAUAUGGUAAUGUUGCAUGAAUUUGAUGGUUUUGAUUUUUGUCAUGGAUAUUAGUUAUCUUAGAGUGUUGUUUAUGCUUCUUAAAGCUUUCACAAAUAACCCAUGGGUAAGAUUUCAUUAUUGUAGACAUGGUGUGACACAGUUCACUAGAUUAAAUGCUUGAUUUGAAGGAAUAACUUCCAAAUGAGAAAAUAAAUGUUUUACUGUUUAAUUCUGUCUCAACUGGCUUUUACUGGUUUGUACUGUGGUUUUAUCUUGAUUAUUUUGUUUAAAAAUUAGGUGCAAUAGUCAGGCACCUGAGGAUGUUUUACCAGCAUGUGAGAUAACACUGAAAAAUCUGCAGUUGAAGUAUUUGGAUUUGUAUCUUGUAAGUAUAAAACUUAUCCAGACUAUGCUUUCCCCCUUGUCAUUUUUCUUGGUAAAGUUUUUUGAAAAUCUUCAUGUAUAAUGCUAUGAGGGAUUUUCCUUCUAAAUGCUAAUUUAUACCAGACUCAGUAGAGAUCUACAUGUAUCUAUCUUUAUUUGUCUCAAUAUGAAAUGAUAGUCUGGUCUCAAACUUGUAAGAUUUUAUUAAAUCAAUCCCUAACCCAGUGGAACAAGCUCUUGAGCAUUUCUGAAGAGGCACCCCAUUUAAUAUUCCAGUGUUAAUUUCAACAAUUUUUCAAUAGAUCCACAUCCCCCUUGCUUUCAAAAAAGAUGUCCCUUUUCCUCACUCAAAGGCAGAAGGGGUGAUAGGUUACUCACCCGAAGGCAUGGCCAAGACUUGGCAGGUAAGGUUGCUCAUAAUAGUAUAAGUGUGUUGGUAUCAUUACUAACAAUGCUUUGAUUUGACCAAGUUUGGCUGAACUGAAAAUAUAAACUAUAUGAUCCCACCUACCCUGUAAUAGGAGUGAUAUCCUUUAUUUGUGAGUGCAUGUGUGUGUGUAACAUUGAGCUUUCUCUUACAUCGUAUGAGAAGGACAUGUCUCUAGAAGAUUCUCUUGUUAAAGCACAACUUUCUUCUCUUUAAUCACACAACAGCAUUAUAGGAUUUAAACACAGUAAGGAUCUAAGUGACAAUAUUACAACACCACAACCAUCUGGUACCCUAUGCUCCAGGCAUUCUGCAAAAAACCCAAGCAGGAGUUGAUAUUAAACCUUUAACUCCCUAAUCAAAUUUGUAAUUCUUGUUACUGUCAACCACACAAUUCUUAUGAUGUUUGUUCAGAGAAUUUAGUAUUGGAUCAACUAAUCAUCUCCAAAUUGAUAUUUAACUUUCUCUAUUCUCAUUGUUUAUCUGGUUGAUAUUUUAUUAAUAUUGUGAGGAGAAAUUAUGUCUUGGUCACUCUUGGGAGUUAAAGGUUUAGCCUUUAACCCCAAGAGUGAGUAGCAGCUAAUUUCUCUGUCCAGUGUAACUGCUAAAUCAAACAGCAAGGUCAUAAGUAUAAAACCAACUAUGCAUGGGAGCUCUGGACUGUUGAUAAAAUUCUCCUCAUAAGUUCCAGAGGAAAUGUAUAAAGAACAGUAUGUAUAUGAAUAUGUAUUCUGAUGUCAGGGUGUAAAGGGUUAUAGAGCACAGCCACUUUGGUCAGAACCAGUACUGUCAGUUCUCAGGACUGGUCCAUUUUAUAUUCAGAUGGUAGAGCUUUUAUAACCUUUGAAGGAAGAGGUGUACAAAGUUGUAGCCUUGUGGAAUUUGAUGAAAAUAACAUGCUUUGGCCAGUAAUAUAAUGUAAUAAAUGUUUUUCCUUUCUACCACUUAAAAGGCAAUGGAGCAGCUGGUGGACAAAGGUCUCUGUAAAGCUAUUGGCAUCUCAAAUUUUACAAUUAAGAAGACACAAACUCUUUUGGAAACUGCCAGAAUAGUUCCAGCUUGUAAUCAAGGUAUGCUGGUGUUUGAUAUUUUUUUAUUUGCCUGUUUUUUAAGAUUAAAUUACAUUUAUUUUCUCAUUUGUAUGAUGGAGGUUUGGCUGGAAAGUUUUUGUUCAAGGAAUAAUUCAUCCCUAAUAACAGAUAUAACUUUCUCAAUACAAGGCAAAUGAAAUCUCUGUUUCUAAUUAGUGUCAUUCUCUCUCUAAAUUGUUAUCUUCAAUGAGUUCCCCCUCUACCCCUUAUAAUCAAUAUUAAAGCAAGUUACAAGCUUGUUAAUCAUAGAUGUACAUUUUUUCAAAGUUUGUGACUCUUCUGUCAGAUGUGCAAAAUUCAGUUUGUUCAGUUAAUUACUAUCAUUGCAACUGUCUUUAAAAUUAAGUUUGGAGGUUUAACUGAAAGUGUACAGUAAUUUUCUAUUUUUUUUUUCAAUAUGUGUUGGGAAUUCAAGAAUACAAUCUUUUGUACAAGAUGGGUGGUGUCUGCCUUAUUUUUCAUGCAUCUUAUGUACUUUGCCCAAAAUUUGAUUUUUCCCUUCUGUGAUUUGUCUAACAGUGGAAUUACAUCCAUAUUUACCUCAGCCACAACUAUUGCAGUUUAGUGCUGACAAAGGUUAGUUAAUAAUUGAAUGAAUUAAGUCUAUUUGAUGACUUGUGAUUACCUUUUCUUGAACCUCAAAGACAGAAAAGCCUGAUUUCCUGAUCUCUAACCUCAUUACAAUUUAAACAUAGUGCACUGUUGGUAUAGUGAAAUAACUUGGAAAAUUGAUAAGCAGACAAACAAGAACAUAAGGGCAUUAAAGUUUUUCAAAAUUAUCUUACAUGUAAGUGUGAACAAAUAUGUGGCAUUCUUCCUGUGUAAUGUGCUAGCACUGUUCACAUAGGACUGGAGGCUCCUCAGUGAUCACUUGGCUUUCAGGGAUGAUUGUUUGAGUGUAUAAAAUAUUGGGCCUUAGUUAACAAUUAUUCUCCAAAGUUGAAGUGAAUAUUGUUGAAUUAUCCCUAAGACAAAGUUGAGGGGAUUAUUCAACAAUAUUUAUCAAGCCUGAGGUGAAUAAUUGGUUUAGUAUAAUUGCUUAGGUGCUUUUGAGUUCUGUUAAAAACUUUUUUGUUGUUGAAACCAUUCUGUUACAAUUUUUUGUUGAUUACUUGUAUUGAGAUAAGAAGCCAGUUUCCACUAGAAUUUAACAGGUUUACUAAAUUCAAUCAGUAAAAACUUCAUAUCUUUCUUUGGAAAAGUAUUUCACCAAACUUAGUAACAUCUUUUAUGCUCUUCAAAAUUGUAUUUUCUUCUAUCACUUUAGUCACUUCCUCAGUAAAAGGCGAGGUAGCCAUUUUUAAAUUUAGCCUUCCCCCGCCACUAUUCCCCUACUAUAAUCACCUCGCGUAAGGUGAUUAUAGCGUGAUAUGAUGCAAUCAAUGACUAAUCAGAGUGUGCGCAUCUCAAUAAUCUCCAGAGCACAGAGUGUCCUGAAUUUAGCCUGCCACAAAUUAUAAAUAUUAAUGUCUCAUGUUCACUGUUUUGUAUCAUUUGUAUACUACUGUUACAAAUAACGGCUUUAUAGAUUGCUGUACAGUGAGUCUCCAAUUCUUCCAGUUUCCCUCUGGAUACUGAUAUGUUAUUUGGUAUGAUUAGGAAUAUUGUUUGUGCAUUUUAGGCAUUGUUGUGACGGCAUACUCUCCUCUGGGCUCUCCUGAUCGUCCUUUUGCCAACAAAGAUUCUGAACCUGUGAUACUGCAAAAUCCUGUGUUAAAGAAAAUCGCUGAAAAACAUGGCACCACUUCUGCUCUGGUGAGUUUGCCUCUUCUUCUGCUGUUCACAAGUAUAAUCUAUAGAACUUUACUUUGCUGCGGCCUAUGGAUAAUUGGCCCAAUUAUUCAGUAUCAUAAACCUUAAACUCUCAAAUGUGAUUAAAAUAGAACUUCUCCUUACACUUUUAAUACACUUUCUACCAAAUGCUUGGUUUUUGAUUCUCUGAAAAAAUUGAUGAAGAAAUUCAUUUUAUUAGAUCGCUCUUGCCUUUUGAAUAUGUUUUAUGUGAAUAUUAUAACGUGAAGGGUUUUCUGAGAUUUUCUAAUCCAAAGAAAAACAAGAGCUGGCAUGAAGCAGAGCAUUAUAGUGUGGGGUGUAUAGGUUUUUAAGCUUUUUUAAAGGGUUUUUUUUUGUGUGUGGGGGGGGGGGCUUUUUUGGGAUUUUAAGACUUAAAAGUUCUUAUCUUUAUUUGUUUGGAAUACAGAUCGCUUUAGCCUGGGGUAUCAAGCGUAACACUCCAGUCCUCCCAAAAGCCGUCUCUGAAAACCAUAUCAAAGAGAACCUUGAAGCACUUCAUGUAAACUUAGAUGAGGAUGACAUGAAAGCGAUUGAGAAUAUUGGAAUACGCCACCGUUAUCUCAUGCAGGCGUGGAUGUUCAAGCCGGAGGAAGUUCCUGAGAAUUACUGGGAUGGCGAAGAAUGAUUGGCUACUGAACAACAACUUACGGAUAGCUUCAUGAGUGAAAUUUAUAGGACAGCAUGCAAUUAUUGUGGGAGUUUUUCAAUUUUAGAGCAGCGAUUAAUUUUUUUCUCUUAUUUAUUGGAAGGAAAAUCUUCGUUUUUGUCAAUUGACUUCUCGCGCUUCGGAAAAAACAUAUCUCGUACUUCAACCUUUCAUCGUAGAUGUUGGUUAAGGGCACUAGAUGUUAUAAAUGAUUCAAACAACAGGUUUUUUUUUUAAGAAACUAGUCUCUCGAAUCGCCACGAGUUUACCAAUGGACCGCCGGGCUGGCAGUAAGUUUGUAACAUUCUUCUUUUUGAAGAACAAUUGAGUGUUUGUUAUUUGCCUUCUAGAAAGUGAAAGGUAGAUUAUAAACACCUUGGAUUUUAUGAAGAGUAACCAAAUAUAUAUUAAAUUAGGAUUAUGAUGCAGUUUACUUUUAUGACUAUCCUACAAAAACAAGACCUUUUCCAUUAAAUAACAUGUUAUCCUUCUACAUAAUUUCCCGCUUAAGUCAAUACAAGACACUUGUUUUACCUCUUAGAAGAAGUAAAGACGCUUUGCCUCGAAGCACACGAUAGCUUAUGCUUUACAAACUCAUUAAAAGAACACACUUUUUACUCACGGUUUUCAUUAACGUGAAACCUCCUUCCUUCACGUUGAAAACGGCAGAGAGCAAACGGCGUCAAAUAUGGCGGAAAAAAAAUUGUUCACCUGGUCAUCUUUGUCUUUCUCUUUUGCCGUGAAAGUCAUGGUUAACCUCCCUCUUCGCUUGUUUUAUCACUGAAUUGUCCUUUUCGACGAAAAAAAAAAUGCUUAAAAGUUAACUCAGUUGUAGGGCAUAUACGUCAUGCGUCAUUAUGUGACUAUGAAGUCAUUGUAAUUAGUGAUUUGACGUCAUCAGCUUAAUGAAGUCAUAAAAAUUUAACGAAGCUAUUAUUAAACCAAUCAAAACUAUAACAAUUCUCGGACAUGAUUGGUUAUCAGUCCGAUUUGAGCACUAACUGGACAGCGUAGACAUCAUGCCUGUAAUUAGACAUUACGUGUCAAAUGCGCGCACCGUUGUCGUGCAUUUCACAGAGUUGUUUCUUAUGAAAACGUAUAACCGAUGGUUGGUUUCUUUCUCAAAUUUUGUCAUAGUUUUGAUUAAUUGGUGCGUUAAUUUUGAG